CGUCACCACCCACAUCACCACCGGCAUCACCCACACCAUCGCUCCCACCACCGGGGCAUGAACAUGGGCCAAAAGAUUUCAGGUGGUGUAAAGAGUAUGAGCCGGGAGAGUGGUGCGGGGGCCGGCGGCGGGGUUGGCGUUGGCGGUGGUAACAAUACAACUUAUACGCGUUCGGUGAUACCACGCGAGCUGGCCCAAGAUUUUGCGAGGCCACCUCGUCUCGACGUGCUCCUCGACAUGCCGCCUGCCUCGCGAGAAACCCAAGUCCAUCACAGCUGGAAUGCCGACGACCGUAGUUUAAAUAUAUUCGUUAAGGAGGACGAUAAGUUAACGUUUCAUCGACAUCCUGUCGCGCAAAGCACAGAUUGCAUACGAGGGAAAGUGGGGUACACCAAGGGUAUGCAUGUAUGGGAACUUUAUUGGAGCACGAGGCAACGGGGUACGCACGCCGUGGUAGGAGUCGCGACAGCGGAUGCUCCUUUACAUAGUGUCGGCUAUCAGAGUUUAGUCGGAAACAACGAACUCAGUUGGGGUUGGGAUCUUGGUAGAAAUAAACUCUAUCAUGAUUCGAGAAAUAAUAAUGGCGUAACGUAUCCAGCCCUUCUCAAGUCCGACGAAACAUUCAUUGUUCCUGAUAAAUUUCUGGUGGUUCUUGAUAUGGACGAGGGUACAUUAGCAUUCGUGGUAGAUGGUCAGUAUCUUGGAGUAGCGUUUAGAGGGCUCAAAGGAAGAAAAUUGCAUCCUAUUGUGUCUGCCGUUUGGGGACAUUGUGAGAUCACGAUGAAAUACAUCGGCGGACUUGAUCCUGAACCUCUGCCUCUCAUGGAUCUAUGUCGAAGAGUGAUUCGACAACGAAUCGGUAAACAUAGAUUAGAAGAGAAGAUCAAUGAGCUGAACCUACCGCAAACGAUGAAGACUUAUCUUCUGUAUCGGGACAGAAGGUAACCAUUGAGUGAAUCUCCUCAAGAUGCCACCACGAUUAUGACUGCGAACAUCACCGUGCUACAACGUUGCCACUAUGACGCACAGGCGACCGUCCGCUAUCCCCUCGCAUGCCACCAAGGACAGCAACCCCUUAGCCGCGCGUCUCCGUUAAUCAAGCGCACGAUGUUCAACAGACUGACAUGCGUCAUGCGACGACGCGUUGAGACACGCCUAGCACCACGAGAAAACGCGCUGAGGGAGCGGCGCCGAAAUACUGUACUAAUAACAACUCGUGGUGCUCUUAUCAGGACAAGUCACAACGACUGCAAUCCUCAUCGUCGUUAUUAUUAUCGUCGAUAAGUUUAAUUGCGAUUGCAGCAAGGUUGAGAGGCAGAAUGAAAAGAAGGGGACUUUAAUGAAAUUUAGAAAGAAACAUUUCUAAAUUUAGAUUUCUAAAUUUAGGUGAUAUUGUUGUUUUAUGUUGCGUGUACUUUAUCCCCGGAUAGAAUUAUUGUACAUUUAUUAAUUAUUAAAAAAUUGUACCGAGCAACGACGAUUUCGGUACUUUCGCAUUGGCAAAAAUGCGUGUAUAUAUUAUGCGAUUCUCUUUUCUUUUUUAUUUUUAAUCAUUCACUUUACUGACGAUGCGUGUGUAUGGUGAAUAAAAUUAUGCCAGAUGGUGGCAAUGCGGUACAACAAUUUAUGUGAGAUGUCGGAGACGCUUAGUUAAAGAUGGAAAGCAAAGGAUUAUGCGAAAAAACGAAGAGAGUACAGCGCUUCACAGUUGGCCAGUAAAAAAAAAUAAACUUAAUCAAGCUUGGAAGCUGAUACGGACGUGUCGCACUUAUUUACAACGUUGAUUGAUAGUGGACAGCGCUGUUGGCUCAUAAUCUAAUCACAGUAGAAAAAUGGUGGAACAGCAAGAGGGAAAAAAAGCGAGUCGAGGAAAUAGAAGAUGCAAAAAAAUUUUCUACGAUGAAAAACGAUACUCAACGAGAAAUGUGACCUCAAUCGAUGAUGAUUGUGGAACAAUUAAUUCAAUUUGGAGACGUGUGUAAUAGUGAUGGACAUCGGGCAGCCACCUUCCAAUAGACUCAUUUUUCAAGUAUUUUCUAAGCAUGCUAGAUUUAAUAAAGUAUAGUGGUGUGUGCGUGUAUCGUGGAUGGAUAUGAAGUAAGACAGAGACGACGAGGGAAGUACGACAGAAGGAAGAACAAAGAUAACCCUGCCAUAAUAUUCUCUUUAGCAGUGUUCGAAAACGUAGACUUUACAAUUGCGAAUUCUGCGGAGGAGAGAUCGAGUGGAGAAUGCGAAGGAGAAAGGGUAAGCAUCUGCAACUCGCGCUGUGGUGAAUCGGAUAAAAGACGUCUAAGUAAACUAAUAACGAAAAGCAUGUUACUAAAAUUAAUUAUCUCUACAUCUAAUUGAUUUAAAAAAAAAAGUGCUGUAAUAACUUGCGAAAAUAGUAUGUAUUUAACUAAUGUUUAAGAGAAGCGAGUGAAUAAACGGGCAUUGGCACAAAUUAUUCCAAACGCGAAUUAAAACUGUCAUGAAGAGCCGCCAUGUAGUAAAUAUAAUCCGAUAUAAUCCGAAAGAAUGACGAAUAAUGACCGAUGUAUCGGAUUAUACUUAUCACGGAUUACUCAUUGUAAUGAUUAUCGGAUUAUUGAUCGUAAUAGUUACAAUAACGAUAAUGACGACGAUGAACAAUGAUGCUGAUUAUAUCGGAUAUGUAACUAUUAUACUAUUAGCAUGACAAAUCUUACGACUGGUCUCUAGUAUCUCUUUAUUCUUACGUUUGUCGCUUAGGUUAAAGACUACGCCACCGUCACCGUCGAUUUGUAAAUAGAUAUAUUGAUAAUAUUGUACGACGACGUAUACGCAUGUGUAUUGUGAACAACGAUUGUAUCCGUAACUGCGGAGCAGGCAGACCGAAUGCGAGAAUAAUACACCAUCUUCAUCGUUUCAUACAAAGUAAUCAUCUCGCGUCGUCAGACCUCCGUUUCGAGGUAUAUCUUGCUUUCUUACGCGAUUCGCGAAAUCGUUUCGAUUUUUAAUUGUUGAUCAUCAUUGUUUACAUUAUCAUCUUAAACUUGUCCAAAACUCGCGUCUUCCAAAUUAUCGUCAGUCGUUCGAAAUCUUUGUAUGACCGUUUUAAGUCUCGCGUCUUGAAAUCGUGUUUGCUUUUGCGCCUGUGCCGAUUAUGUUUCUUUUUUGGUGCAAUUUUCAAUGACUUGUUCGAACGGGCCCUCCGCUCACUCGCUGGACCGCAUUCCAACAGUCAUCGCAAAAUUAGGCCCACAAAAGCGGCCAGUCCCGCAUCGUGCGACGUUAUCAAAAGCAUGCACGAUCUCGCACUCGGGAAAGUUUGAUCGCCCAGCUCUGCGGUUCUCAAUACCAUACCCGGGAGCUAUCAGCGACGUUUGUCUUCGCUAUCGUCCUCUCGUAUCGCGAAAUGCAGCACGUGAAUCUGCGACGCGAACGGAUCGAAUAAUAAGAGACGGAUGCGAAGACGACUCGAUCUCUUUGAGAAAAUAUCAUCUCUUUCUAUCGGCACGUCGUCGGAAGUAAUUCUGUUUUGUAGUGAAAACAGAGAGCGGGAUAAACAGAGGGAAGUACAGCGAGGACGGCAAUGAACUUCUGUACGAAGGAGAACUCGUCCUCGUUUUUACUGCACACCAGCAGCGAAUAAUUUACUUUGUCAUCUUUUAUUCGGCGCCCGAAGGCAUGAAGGCAAAAAUGCGACGAAACAGUUCUCUCCGGUGGGGCGACAAGCAUACCGCGCAAAAAAAAAAAAAAAAGAUACGAUUCUAAGUAAAGUACGUGUAAGAGGGAACACAGAAAGCGUACUCGAAGACGCCUCAAGCACGUUCACAAUUCAAUGUAUAUUCAUUCAUACGUGUCGUUCAUAUAUCGUUAUAUGUGCGCGAGAAAACCGGAAAA
Pogonomyrmex barbatus (red harvester ant) is the source of this 3867-nucleotide messenger RNA. RefSeq lists its product as uncharacterized. The record is from RefSeq and is a predicted model, not a curated record. NCBI's taxonomy places the organism in Eukaryota, Metazoa, Arthropoda, Insecta, Hymenoptera, Formicidae. Gene Ontology annotation, cellular component: SCF ubiquitin ligase complex. Gene Ontology annotation, biological process: intracellular signal transduction; proteasome-mediated ubiquitin-dependent protein catabolic process. Gene Ontology annotation, molecular function: protein binding.